Molecule: messenger RNA, 4839 nt
Organism: Mandrillus leucophaeus (drill)
Lineage: Eukaryota; Metazoa; Chordata; Mammalia; Primates; Cercopithecidae
Gene: SASH1
Product: SAM and SH3 domain containing 1
Exons: 20
Coding region: 71-3685 (1204 amino acids)
Molecular function (GO): protein binding
Source: RefSeq, a predicted model, not a curated record
GGAGCCAGAACCGGAGCCCGAGCCUGGCGCAGGCACGUCCGAGGCGUUCUCCCAACUCUGGACCGAUGUGAUGGGCAUCCUGGACGGUUCGCUGGGAAACAUCGAUGACCUGGCGCAGCAGUAUGCAGAUUAUUACAACACCUGUUUCUCCGACGUGUGCGAGAGGAUGGAGGAGCUGCGGAAACGGCGGGUUUCCCAGGACCUGGAUGUGGAGAAACCCGACGCUAGCCCCACGUCACUUCAGCUGCGGUCCCAGAUCGAAGAGUCGCUUGGUUUCUGUAGCGCCGUGUCAACACCAGAAGUGGAAAGAAAGAACCCUCUUCAUAAAUCAAACUCGGAAGACAACUCUGUAGGAAAAGGAGACUGGAAGAAGAAAAAUAAGUAUUUCUGGCAGAACUUCCGAAAGAACCAGAAAGGAAUAAUGAGACAGACUUCAAAAGGAGAAGAUGUUGGUUACGUUGCCAGUGAAAUAACAAUGAGCGAUGAGGAGCGGAUUCAGCUAAUGAUGAUGGUCAAGGAAAAGAUGAUCACGAUUGAGGAAGCACUUGCCAGGCUCAAGGAAUACGAGGCCCAGCACCGGCAGUCGGCUGCCCUGGACCCUGCCGACUGGCCAGAUGGUUCUUACCCAACAUUUGAUGGCUCAUCAAACUGCAAUUCAAGAGAACAAUCGGAUGAUGAGACCGAGGAGUCGGUGAAGUUUAAGAGGUUACACAAGCUGGUAAACUCCACUCGCAGAGUCAGAAAGAAACUAAUUAGGGUGGAAGAAAUGAAAAAACCCAGCACUGAAGGUGGGGAGGAGCACGUGUUCGAGAAUUCGCCGGUCCUGGAUGAACGGUCCGCCCUCUACUCUGGUGUGCACAAGAAGCCUUUUUUCUUUGAUGGCUCUCCUGAGAAACCUCCCGAAGAUGACUCAGACUCUCUCACCACGUCUCCAUCCUCCAGCAGCCUGGACACCUGGGGGGCUGGCCGGAAGUUGGUCAAAACCUUCAGCAAAGGAGAGAGUCGGGGCCUGAUUAAGCCCCCCAAGAAGAUGGGGACAUUCUUCUCCUACCCAGAAGAAGAAAAGGCCCAGAAAGUGUCCCGCUCCCUCACCGAGGGGGAGAUGAAGAAGAGUCUCGGGUCCCUGAGCCACGGGAGAACCUGCAGUUUUGGAGGAUUUGACUUGACAAAUCGCUCUCUGCAUGUUGGCACUAAUAAUUCUGACCCAAUGGGUAAAGAAGGAGACUUUGUGUACAAAGAAGUCAUCAAAUCACCUACUGCCUCUCGCAUCUCUCUUGGGAAAAAGGUGAAAUCAGUGAAAGAGACGAUGAGAAAGAGAAUGUCUAAAAAAUACAGCAGCUCUGUGUCUGAGCAGGAUUCGGGCCUCGAUGGAAUGCCUGGCUCCCCUCCGCCUUCACAGCCUGACCCCGAACACUUGGACAAGCCCAAGCUCAAGGCCGGGGGUUCCGUAGAAAGUCUUCGCAGUUCUCUGAGUGGGCAGAGCUCCAUGAGUGGUCAAACAGUGAGCACCACCGAUUCCUCAGCCAGCAACCGAGAAAGCGUCAAGUCGGAAGAUGGGGAUGACGAAGAGCCGCCUUACCGAGGCCCGUUCUGCGGGCGUGCCAGGGUGCACACCGACUUCACCCCCAGUCCCUAUGACACAGACUCACUCAAGCUCAAGAAAGGAGACAUCAUUGAUAUCAUCAGCAAGCCGCCCAUGGGGACCUGGAUGGGGCUGCUGAACAACAAAGUCGGCACAUUCAAGUUCAUCUACGUGGACGUGCUCAGCGAGGACGAGGAGAAGCCCAAGCGCCCCACCAGGAGGCGGCGGAAAGGAAGACCGCCCCAGCCCAAGUCUGUGGAGGAUCUCCUGGAUCGGAUUAACCUAAAAGAGCACAUGCCCACUUUCCUGUUCAAUGGAUAUGAAGAUUUGGACACCUUUAAGCUGCUGGAGGAAGAAGACUUGGAUGAGUUAAAUAUCAGGGACCCGGAACACAGAGCUGUUCUCUUGACAGCGGUGGAGCUGUUACAAGAGUAUGACAGUAACAGCGACCAGUCAGGAUCCCAGGAGAAGCUGCUCGUUGACAGCCAGGGCCUGAGUGGAUGCUCACCCCGAGACUCAGGAUGCUACGAAAGCAGUGAGAACCUGGAAAACGGCAAGACUCGGAAAGCUAGCCUCCUAUCUGCCAAGUCAUCCGCCGAGCCCAACUUGAAGUCUUUUAGCAGAAACCAGUUGGGCAAUUACCCAACAUUGCCUUUAACGAAAUCAGGGGAUGCACUGAAGCAGGGACAGGAGGAGGGCAGGCUGGGUGGUGGCCUCGCCCCAGACACGUCCAAGAGCUGUGACCCACCUAGUGUGACUGGUUUGAAUAAAAACCGAAGAAGCCUCCCAGUUUCCAUCUGCCGGAGCUGUGAGACCCUCGAGGGCCCCCAGACUGUGGACACUUGGCCUCGAUCCCAUUCCCUGGAUGACCUUCAAGCAGAGCCUGGUGCUGAGCAAGACGUGCCUACCGAGGUGACAGAACCGCCCCCUCAGAUUGUACCCAAAGUGCCACAGAAGAUGACUGCCUCUUCGACGAAGGCCCAGCCCCUGGAGCGAGACUCUGCUGUCGACAAUGCGUUGCUACUGACCCAAAGCAAGAGAUUUUCUGAACCUCAGAAAUUGACAACUAAGAAACUGGAGGGCUCAAUCGCAGCCUCUGGUCGCAGCCUGUCACCCCCUCAGUGUUUGCCCAGAAACUAUGAUGCUCAGGCUCCUGGAGCUAAACACGGUUUAGCAAGGACACCUCUGGAGGGCCACAGAAUAGGACACGAGUUUGAAGGAACACACCAUCCCCUGGGCACCAAAGAAGGGGUAGAUGCUGAGCAGAGGGUCCCUGAGGCAAGAACGCAGCCCAAAAUUCCAUCACAGCCUCCACCUGUUCCUGCCAAAAAGAGCAGAGAACGCCUUGCUAAUGGACUCUACCCUGUUCCCAUGGGCCCCGGUGGGACCCUCCCCAGUCCCGAUGCGCCUUGCCUGCCAGUGAAAAGGGGCAGCCCCACCAGCCCCACCAGCCCUAGCGACUGUCCCCCAGCACUGGCUCCCAGGCCUCUCUCAGGGCAGGCGCCUGGCAGCCCACCAAGCACAAGGCCGCCCCCCUGGCUCUCAGAGCUCCCUGAGAACACAAGCCUCCAGGAGCACGGUGUGAAGCUGGGCCCGGCUUUGACCAGGAAGGUCUCUUGUGCCCGGGGAGUGGAUCUGGAAAUGCUUACUGAAAACAAGCUGCAUGCCGAAGGCAUCGAUCUCACGGAGGAGCCGUAUUCUGAUAAGCAUGGCCGCUGUGGGAUUCCCGAAGCCCUGGUGCAGAGAUACGCAGAGGACUUGGAUCAGCCUGAGAGGGACGUCGCCAUCAACAUGGACCAGAUCCGGGUGAAGCAGCUUCGGAAGCAGCACCGCAUGGCGAUUCCAAGUGGUGGACUCACGGAAAUCUGCCGAAAGCCCGUCUCUCCUGGAUGCAUUUCGUCUGUGUCAGAUUGGCUCAUUUCCAUCGGUCUGCCCAUGUAUGCCAGCACCCUCUCCACCGCGGGCUUCAGCACACUGAGCCAGGUGCCUUCUCUGUCCCACACUUGCCUUCAGGAGGCCGGCAUCACAGAGGAGAGACACAUAAGAAAGCUCCUAUCUGCAGCCAGACUCUUCAAACUGCCGCCAGGCCCCGAGGCCAUGUAGCCAGGCCCAGAAUGGGCUUCUCUGGACAAGAGCCACCCUUUCACUGUGCAUACGAUGCUGAUGCAAUUCCUCCAUCUCUGGACGUGCAGACCAGAUCCAGAAGAAAAGCCUGGCGUGUAGCCAAACAGCGUGAAACCUUGGCACAGGACUGAGGAUCCUCUCCUCCAGAAAAGCCCCCUCAAGCAAAUUAGUGCGGUUCUCUUUGACCUCCAAAGACAAGACAAGCACUUAUUUUUAUUUUCAGAAGACAAAAGAACCAAGAUGCCAACUGGCUGCGAAUGCUGUGUCUCCAGUCUGUCUCUGUGUGCUGGUAGAGGCUGGGAGGAGUGGGGGCAGCCUGUUCCAUUUCUGAUAGUACCCUUGCCCUUCUGUCUGUCAUCUUGCAGGAUGCCCGAGGGCCAGACGGGCUUAGCUAGGCCAAAGGAACAGACUUGAGAGUUAUUGUACAUUACUGACCACGCUCAUUUGUUCAAAAGUUAGAACAUCUGGCUGCACCAGGAAAAAAAAGUCCUGUUCUUCUUUAGAUAAACAAGAGACAUUUGCAUAAUUGCUUUCUAGCAAUCAGCUUUUAUUUGCCUUAAUAUAAGCUUUUAAGCAGUUAUCUAACUAGUGUCCACAACCCUGUAACCAUAGUAGUUCCACAUCUUCAGCUUCAGCGGACAUCUAACCUCUCUAGGAUGUUUGCAGCAAAAGUGGGCUUUUCUAAUCGUCUCAUUUUAACAUGGCUUAUUUUGUAGAGGUAUUCAUUAGCCACACACUUCAUGUUGGUUUUUGGUUUUUAAGCUAACUACAAAUCUAGUACAAAACUAUAUGAAAUUCACAAAGAUAUCAUGUGUGUGUGCGUGCAUGCGUGCGUGUAUGUGUCUGUAUUCAUAGUAACUGCUUUUUGUUUUAACCAGUUUAGUAUCGUUACCAUUACCGUGUGAGUCGUUGUGCUGCAGUAUUGACUUGGAAUCCUGACCAUGUCCAUCCCAAAAUUCAGUCCUCAGUUAACGGGUCAUCUUUGCAAAAGGUCACUGUGAGGUUGCAUAUUUCAGAAACAUGUUCUUAAAAAGGGAAAUCAUUUAUAAGAUGUUUUCUAAGACUUUUCAGUAUUACAACUAAUACCAUUAUCCUUCUUUUUUUAUUUAGAUAAUUCUUUUAAUUUAAACAAA